AUGAUGUCCGCUAUUGGACCUGGAAAUGGCUUCGAACGUGACAGCAGCACAGAUACUGAAGAUGCGUUGGACUCUCGUGAAGGUCGAAAGAGAAUUCUAAAAUAUCGACAAAGUUUCCCUGGUGGCAGUGGUCAACCGAAGCCGAAACCCUGUUUAGUUCAGCGUCAAGCCUCGGCUUCUAGUGGUGGCUCCAGUCCAAGUACAGACAUGGCCGUUUGGCUUGGAAAAUCUCGGGAUAGCGACGGGUUGAGUCGACGCAAGGGCCGAGUUGUCGACGGAAGCGGAGCCGAUGACGACGAAGAAGAGGAUGAAGAUGACCUGAGCGUUCGUAAGAUUUCCGUGGCACCGAGAUCCCGUGUUCCUUCUUCCCGUGCCCCUCCACAAUUGCAGCCUGGCAAGACGAGUUCUUCUUCAGAGAGAGUUACGCUUGUGGUGGACAACACGCGAUUUGUUGUCGAUCCAGCCAUGUUCACUGCGUUUCCUGAAACCAUGCUUGGCAGGAUGUUCAGCAGCGGACAAGGUCUUGAGUGGGCUCGCACCAAUGCCCGCGGGGAAUACGAGUUGGGCGACGGAUUGUCGGCGACCAUUUUCGGGGCCGUCUUGGAUUUCUACAAGCCGGGAUCACAGGGAGUCCUCUGGUGUCCUCCGUCGGUGUCGGUGGCGGAAUUGCGAGAAGCGUGCGACUACUUGCUUUUGCCGUUUGACGCCUCUACGAUCAAGUGUCAGAACCUCCGAGGCCUGUUGCACGAGCUCAGCAACGAUGGGGCCCGUGCGGAAUUUGAGCGAUUCUUACGGGACUUGGUGUUGCCUGCGAUGGUGGCUGGGGCCGAACGUGGGGACCGAGAGGCUCAUAUUGUCGUGUUGCUUGACGAUGACAUUGUGGACUGGGAUGACGAGUACCCGCCGCAAAUGGGCGAAGAGUAUUCUCAAACCAUCCACAGCACAGCGUUGUACCGAUUUUUCAAGUACGUGGAGAACAGAGACGUGGCAAAAUUGGUUCUGAAAGAACGGGGACUCAAGAAAAUCCGACUUGGGAUUGAGGGAUACCCGACCAACAAAGAGAAAAUACGGCGACGUCCUGGAGGUCGCAUGGAAGUCAUCUACAACUACGUUCAGCGUCCUUUCAUCCACAUGUCGUGGGAAAAGGAAGAAGCACGUAGUCGACAUGUUGAUUUCCAGUGCGUGCGUUCGAAGUCAGUGACCAAUUUGGUGGAGGCGUCGGCGGAUGCCGUUCUUGACGGACAAGCGCUCGCCCCUGUUCUCGCACUGCCAGUGGACGCCCCGGUCCCGCAUCCACUGCGUGAAGAAGCGGCUCCGCUCCGAGUGGCGUCUCAACGCGGAGACGAAGCGGUGGGUGUGUUGUACGCUGCAGCAGCCGCCGCUGCUGCUGCGGCUGCCGCGAACAGCAAUCAACCCCAGCUGCCACCACAGCAGCAACAACGUCAACAGGCGGCCAGUCCGAAUCACCAGCAACUGUCGUUGCAGUUGCCCUCGCCGCCGUCCGCACCGUCCGUAAGCGUGUCUAGCAACUGCAGCAGUAGCAGUGUGCACAGUCAGCCAGGCAGCAUGAGUGCGUGAAGAAGAACCAGGACCACCGCUUAAUCCGAAUUUUUUGUUUUACUCGAGAAUUGAAGGUGUUCGUGAAGUCCACCGGAUUGGAACAAAUGAAAGGUUUUUUUUCAAGUGUUGUUGGUGUGGAUUCAGCGAACGCUGUUUCGAAGGCGCUUAUGCAACUUCGCGUGCAGGAAAGUAACGCCUUUUUUUCCAACUGCCUGCUCCUACGAUUUUCUUCGGAAGUUUUAUCGCGAAAAAUUCAAUGGGACGCAAUGGUGCAGCUCGACGUGAUCAUUAGUGAACUGAAUCUGUCGUAAUAUAAUUUUUAAAGAGGAAGAAAUAGUGCUUUUAAGGCCUAUGUUAGGUCGUGGUUUGCGAACAACUCGAGUCUGUUCAUAAUUUUUAUUCAGAGUUAUUGUUAUUCGCCGUGUCGAAUUCGACUGGAAAACCGCGAGAAGUGUCAGAAAUCAGGAUUAUCGAUGGUUCUAAAUGAGAAAAGAAUAAAACUUGUAAUAACUUGGAAAUAAUUUGCGCCCCUCAAUAGAGGUAAAGCUUUACUCCUACACUUCUGUUCCUAACAGGAUUUGCGAUCAACUCACAAUUUUUUCAAUUCAAUCAGAAUUAUUCGUCUUCGUUGAAUACGUGCCUCGGGAAAUUUACUUGAAUUUUUUCAAUGCGAUCCUGUCUUGAGACAAAAUAAAAUGUAGAAUAACUAAUACCAUAGGAAUUCCAAAAUUUUUUUUGGAUUCAAGUAUCCCUGGUUACAUCGUUUCAGCUUUCCUUUGGUCAUGAUUUCCUCACUAUUCUUUUUCUUCGAGAUCCAUGCACUUGUAAAUUCUGCUAGUGCGCAUUAAUGCGGACAAUUCUAAUUUCCCGCUUCCAAAUAUAAUUUGAAUUGAAGUCUGGACGAUCCCCGAAAUAAUCUUGCCUAUUCGUGCAUCUGUAAUAUGGUUGAAUUUUUUUCCUGAACCCCUCCCCGUUUUCUUCAUGAAUCUUUUUCGUUGUUGCUUGUGUCCAAUAGUUCUGCUUGUGUAAUGGAAAACACUUCGUUGUGCGUGAUUUUGUAGAUAAUUACAAUGUGAUAUUAUUUUUAUGUGGUCAGAUCUAUGUUCGAUGUCAUAGUUGUUGAGUGGAAAUCGUCCGACGCUUGGGGACCAAUAGGCAGAACAGUUCAAGUCGCGGAUGAAAACAGCUCACUCUCGUUACGUCGCGUUUCCUUUUUUUUCUUGUUUAUGGGCGUGCCUAUUUUUUAUUUGAGGAAAAAUCAGAGUUCAAUGGGAAAUGUCUUCUAGUGAUAUCAGAAAUAUUCCUCGGAACUGCCGCUAGGUUGAGUUGGAUACUUGUUUUUUUUUUUUUUGUUCAGUAUUCUGAUGGAGGGCCAUUCAAAUUUUGUUGCAUGUGUUGGGGACGGAUGUUCUUCAUUUAAAUAUCAAAAUUUUCGAAUAAUAUACGUGGCGUUCUUCUUUACCCGUUGUCGAAGAGCCGACCUGUGAAUUACCAUUAAGUCAACGUUCAUCUUCCAAAGUUAGCUUCUUUGAAAUUCUUGCCCUGUAUGCUCGUGUUUUGGUCUGCUUUGUCUCCAAACCCGCAUGUUUUAGGUAUUGUUGCGAAUUUUUUCAUGGAACCCUCGAUUCUUGUGACGGCCAAAUGAGGGCGGAGAAAAAUCACGAACAGCAAUAAAAUGAGCUCUCCAACGAAAAGAAACCCCCCGUUUUUCUUAAACCUUGAAUAGAGUUGAAUUUUAGUUACAUAGUGUAUAUUUAAAAUGACAAUUUAUUACACAGGUGAAUUUUUAAGGCGGUGAUAAUAUUUGUAUGCUUAUUUUCUCUUCAAAAGAUCGAGUAAUUUGGUGUAAUUCUGCAAUCGUCUCUUUAAACGUCCGAAAUCGAGAAUAAAUCUUUCAGAUUUAGGAUAAGGGGACGUUUUUUCUAAAGCGAAAUUGUGUAUCUUCGUGGGGUUGUCGAACGAUGACGAAAAAUCUGUACAAGGAAAGAAUUCUUUUUACCCGGCAAAUAAUAAAUUCUGCUCAAUUUUCAAUAUGUGGGUGCAUGGGUUGUUGAGGCUUGAAGAAAAAUGGAAUGCCUCAAAAAAGCUUCGAAACGUGUUGCCGCAUUCAAAUUUGAAUGAGAUCAAUCCGAACCUCUCCAGUCAAUCGUUGCAGCAAAAUCGAAACUCAAAAUGAAAUUGUGAUGUGGGUGAACUUCCAAUUUAUCCCAAGAGCCGGAUAAAGUCUUCGUCCCAUUUGUCAUUUCUGCACGAGGCACUGAUGAUUAAUUUCCUUUUUUUUUUUCUCACUCACGUUUUUGAAAAUCAACCGCGGGUGAAAUAAUUUAAUUCGAGUCAAUCAUCACAAGGAAGGUUCGUGUCAUUCGAAGUUCGUUUACGUUGCACGGUUUGAGACAAUGUUCACCAGAACAUCGAAAGUUAUUUUCAUGCAGUGUUCGCACGUUUUCGCUAAUGUUUUAUCAAGUUGGCUUGAACGAAAAGAAAUCUCUGCUAUUUGUGAUUUCCUACGAUAUAUAUUUUUUUUCUUUUUGCGGAUUUAUAGUCCGUAGAAUCGCGUUGUUCGCCGAGCGGCUUGUUCUAUGGAUUGGUUUAGUGAAGUCUGAUGAUGGGAAAUCAUUGUGUUGCAUUUAUCUUGCUUGUCUCUUGGAGUUCUGGGAUCAGUGAAGUCAUCAUUAUAUUCGAAAAAAAAAAUA
Messenger RNA from Notodromas monacha, 4253 nucleotides. Lineage: Eukaryota; Metazoa; Arthropoda; Ostracoda; Podocopida; Cyprididae. The record is from the annotation of a GenBank genome assembly.